AUGACCAUCCUCACCGGAGUCCUCGCCUACUCAGGUGAGGCACUAGCUCGCCCAGUAACAGCUUUCUUCGCGCUGUCUAUCUUGUUUAUUACCCUCUACCUCACCGGCGUGGUCAUCUACAAUGUCUAUUUCCAUCCAUUAGCGAAGUUUCCCGGGCCUUUUUUUAUGGCUGCAUCACGCCUCCCAUAUUUACACAUGGUUGCCACUGGCAAUGCACCCCACCUCACCACAGCCUUGCAUCGCAAGUAUGGCUCUGUGUUCCGGAUUGCACCAGAUGAGCUCUCGUUUGUAACCGAAGGCGAAGCUUGGAAGCGAAUCUAUGCAACCAGGCCAGGUCAUGGCCAAAAACAGAAAGAUCACAGAUUCUACCAGGGAUCUGUCGAUGGGCACCCCAGUAUUCUUCUCUCUGGAGAUCAGGAUCAUGCAUUUGUUCGUCGUUCGCUUUCGCAUGCAUUUUCCGAUAGUUCGUUGCGGGGCCAGGAGCCUUACAUUCAGAACUACGUCAAUCUUCUCAUUCACCGUUUGCGAGAAAGAUCUCACAAAGAGGCUGCGCCCGUCGAUCUCGUCUCCUGGUACAACUUUGCCACAUUUGAUAUUAUUGGUGAUCUUUCAUUUGGCGAACCAUUUGGUUGCCUCAAAAACUCCGACUAUCAUCCAUGGGUAAGCAUGAUCUUCGAGAAUGUCAAAGCUGGCACAAUUUGUCGGGUGAUCACUCGUUUGCCAGGAGGAAGCACUCUUCUUGGUUUGUUCGCACCACAAAGCCUAAUUGAUGCCAAAGACAAUCAUGAGAAAUUGACGGUCGAAAAAGUCGAUGCGAGAGUAGAGAAGUCUAAUGACCGUCCUGACUUCUUCGCCAAUAUUCUCAAACAUCAAAAUACCGAGAAAGAGUUUCCCCGUGGAAAGCUCUAUUCCAACGCUAGUUUUAUCAUUGUUGCAGGUUCUGAAACUGUCGCAACUAUCCUGGCUGGGACAACGUAUCUCUUGCUGAAAAAUUCGAAAGCACUUGCCAAAAUCCAACAUGAGAUUCGCACAGCUUUCAAAUCAGAUGAUGAGAUUAAUAUGGACUCCACCAGUCAGCUGCGAUAUACACAGGCUGUUAUCAACGAGUCGCUGAGAGUUUUCCCACCGGUCCCGAUUGGCCUACCGCGAUAUGUUGAUGCUCAAGGAGACAUAAUUGAUGGACACUGGGUACCCGCAGGUACGGUCGUUUCCGUCGCCCCUAUAGCCACUUAUCAAUCCGAGACGAAUUUCAAGCGUGCGGAUCAGUUCAUCCCUGAGCGUCAUCUCGGCGAUCCAGAAUUUGCUUCUGACAACAAAGAUGCAAUGCAACCUUUCAGUGUGGGCCCAAGAAACUGUAUUGGUCGAAACCUCGCCUAUGUUGAAAUGCGCUUGAUCCUUACCAGGAUUAUCUUUAACUUCAAUCUGGAGCUGACAGAGCCAGAAGUCGACUGGCGAGAUCAAAAGUGCUAUACUCUUUGGACGAAGAAGCCUUUGAUGGUCAAGAUCAGUGAGAGAGAUAUGGACCAACCGGUGGCUUAA
Penicillium brevicompactum is the source of this 1539-nucleotide messenger RNA. RefSeq names its product cytochrome P450. The transcript has 4 exons. The record is from RefSeq and is a predicted model, not a curated record. The coding region runs from base 1 to 1539 and encodes 512 amino acids. Gene Ontology annotation, molecular function: heme binding; monooxygenase activity; oxidoreductase activity, acting on paired donors, with incorporation or reduction of molecular oxygen. NCBI's taxonomy places the organism in Eukaryota, Fungi, Ascomycota, Eurotiomycetes, Eurotiales, Aspergillaceae.